Molecule: messenger RNA, 433 nt
Organism: Atta colombica
Lineage: Eukaryota; Metazoa; Arthropoda; Insecta; Hymenoptera; Formicidae
Product: broad-complex core protein isoforms 1/2/3/4/5-like
Exons: 2
Coding region: 89-433 (114 amino acids)
Source: RefSeq, a predicted model, not a curated record
GACCCAUAUAUAUACCUAUCAUAAGAGCAGGCCCGGCGACAUUGACAUUAAGUUCUUUUGAAGGUUUAGAUAAGGUACGGGCAACGGGAUGCAUCCGGCACCGACGACGCCUCCCACUGUCAUGUACCGAAUGCCACCACCCACGGCGGGUGGCAUAAACGAGCCUCAGGAAUGCCCGUACUGCCGUCGCACGUUUUCAUGCUACUACUCCCUCAAACGCCACUUCCAGGACAAACAUGAGCAAUCGGAUACGCUAUACGUCUGCGAGUUCUGUAACCGUACGUACCGUACGAAGAACUCGCUGACGACGCACAAGAGUUUGCAGCACCGCGGUACCAGCGGCGUGCUGAGGCGACUCCUAAAGGCCACGGCCAUGAAGAAUGUCUUCGGUACCAUGCAACAUCAGAUGCAGAUGCAGCAGCAACCGCAAUGA